Ochotona curzoniae (black-lipped pika) is the source of this 1521-nucleotide messenger RNA. RefSeq names its product solute carrier family 10 member 3 (gene SLC10A3). Lineage: Eukaryota; Metazoa; Chordata; Mammalia; Lagomorpha; Ochotonidae. Gene Ontology annotation, cellular component: membrane. Gene Ontology annotation, biological process: bile acid and bile salt transport. The transcript is spliced from 2 exons. Gene Ontology annotation, molecular function: bile acid:sodium symporter activity. Bases 38 to 1339 code for a protein of 433 amino acids. The record is from RefSeq and is a predicted model, not a curated record.
CGCCGGAGCCAGGGCAUGCUGUCCUGUGGGAAGAGCCAUGAUGUUAAGGCAAAGCAAAGGCAGGCGGGGUGCUGGCACAGCCCCCCUGAGCCUGUUUAGAACUGCCCUGCUGUUCGUCAGCCUGCCACAGGGCAUGAGCGGCAACAGUGUUCGGGGCCACACUUUGCCACUGACAGGGGGCCACUACCUGAGCAUUGGGGACGGCUCUGCGAUGGAGUUCGAAUUCCCUGAGGACAGCGAGGGCAUCAUUGUGAUCUCAAGCCACUACCCAUGCCAGACGAAUGGGACACGCCUGGGCCCCUCCCUGCGGGUCACAUCACUGGACACAGAGGUGCUGACAAUCAAGAAUCUCGUGGACCCGCAUGACGCUCCCCCAACACUCAUUGAGGAGCGCCGAGACUUCUGCAUCAAGGUGUCGCCUGCUGCGGACGGCCUCACUGCCGUGGGCGCGGCCCAAGCCCACUUCUCUGAGAGCCCGAUACUCUAUCUGCUCCUGCCUCUGAUCUUUGUGAACAAGUGCUCAUUCGGCUGUAAAGUGGAACUCGAGGUUCUCAAGGGACUCAUACAUAGCCCCCAGCCCGUGCUGCUGGGCCUCCUGGGCCAGUUUCUGGUCAUGCCCUUGUACGCCUUCCUGAUGGCCAAAGUCUGCAUGCUGCCUAAGGCCCUGGCGCUGGGCCUCAUCAUCACGUGCUCAUCGCCCGGCGGCGGAGGGAGCUACCUCUUCAGCCUCCUCCUUGGAGGGGAUGUCACUCUGGCCAUCUCCAUGACUUUCACCUCGACGGUGGCCGCCACUGCCUUCCUGCCCCUGUCCUCAGCCAUCUACAGCCACCUGCUCAGCAUCCAUGAAACACUCCAUGUGCCCAUCUCCAAGAUCCUGGGCACGCUGAUGUUCAUCGCCACCCCCACAGCAGCAGGUGUGCUCAUCAAGUCCAGGCUGCCUCGCUUCUCGCAGCUGCUGCUGCAGGCCAUUAGGCCCUUCAGUGUCGUGCUGCUUCUGGCCGGCCUCUUCCUCGCCUACCACAUGGGCGUCUUCAUUCUGGCCGGGGUCAGGCUGCCUAUCGUGCUGGUGGGCCUCACAGUGCCCCUUGUUGGCCUCCUGGUGGGCUAUGGUCUAGCCACGUGUCUGAAGCUGCCAGUGGCCCAGCGGCGGACCGUCGGCAUCGAGGUAGGGGUGCAAAACAGCCUGUUGGCCUUAGCCAUGUUGCAGCUGUCCCUGCGCCACCUUCAGGCUGACUACGCCUCCCAGGCGCCCUUCAUUGUGGCGCUCAGCGGCACCUCCGAGAUGUUAGCCCUGCUCAUCGGCCGCUCCAUCUACAGCAGCCUGUUCGCUGUCUCCUGAGGCUGUUGGGUCACAGCUCUGUUCACCCUCAGCGCCGAGACUCCACCAUGCCCACAGUUCUUGCGUACCAAAGGCCUUUAGUUCUCACGCACUAUGCAGCUGGAAAACAAAAAAUACAGGCUUAUUUUUUGUACUGAUUUUUUUUAUUCUCCAGCUUUCAAAGCGCCAGAGGCCAUGCUGAG